Messenger RNA from Trichoderma asperellum CBS 433.97, 2054 nucleotides. NCBI's taxonomy places the organism in Eukaryota, Fungi, Ascomycota, Sordariomycetes, Hypocreales, Hypocreaceae. The record is from RefSeq and is a predicted model, not a curated record.
ACGGAUAUAACCCAAAUGGCGACUAUUUCAGCCAAGAGUCAUAAUGUACGACAGCACUUUCUGGACUUCAUAACCCUCAGUAGAGAGAGUCAGUCUUCCCUCUCUCCUUAUGUAUCACCGUCUGCGAUUGUAGACUGUCUGGAGAGAUUUUCUUUGUGGGCAGGUAACAUGGGUGCAAUGCGUAGCCCUCAAACACCACUAUCGCUCGACCAGCGACUCUCUCAAGCAGCAGAUAUCGGAGAGCAGAUAAAUCGACAGCUAGGCGAGAUUGAGGAAGCCAUUGAUGAUUUAACGAACAUCAUUCGCCAUCCAAUUUCAAAUAGAGAUAUCGCAAUCGAUCAGGAUAACAACUCUUCCAUAGUCGGAAUAAGCGCAAUCGAAAAGACCAGCAAAGGCUCUCUUGAUGAGGCCAGUAUUAAUUUACAGAUAAUCCACGAAUGCAUAAAUUCUCUCUUUCGUUUAGGUAUGCUUAUUAGAAAGCUAUCGCCACGCGACCGAUUUAAGCAAGCACUUCUAAAUUCCGACUUGACAUUCCCGGAUUCUUUCGAUAUUGAUUAUGUGAAAAACAAAUAUCCCAAAAUAGCUAAUAGUCCGUUAUCAAUAAGAGUUGGCGGUGGAAUCGCCAAAAGGAGAAACUUCAUUAGAUACUGCAGAGAUCACCGAUCUCGACUGGGUAUAGAUGAAACUACAAUUCAUAAUGCCACGGACACCGAGCUGCUAUCAAGUAAAGCUACAACAUUUGCUCCUCUCCCAAAUUUCAACUUGACUCUACAAGAAGAGGAAUUCGAUGAUUUCUCUCUUGUUAGCGCUUCAACAAUGGCAACUUCUUUAUCAAAUCUAACGUUACCGCGUUUGGUCGACUUAGCUCCAACAAAUCAGCCAUUUGAGUGUCCGAUAUGCUUCACUAUACAGUCUUUUCGGCAUGAAAAAUCUUGGAAACUUCAUGCAUUUCGUGAUCUGAAAGCAUAUGUGUGCACGCAAGGCGGUGUUGAAUGCGAUGCAGAGUUUUUCGAAGAUCGUGAUUCAUGGUUUGAGCAUGAGCUACAAAAACACAGAUCACGAUAUUCCUGCAUCUUGUGUAAAUCAGCUGGCUUUUCUGAUCCAGAUUUGCAAGACCAUAUCCUGAAAGUUCAUGGGGAUUUCUCGGAUUCUCAGCUACGGAUGCUUCAAGAAGGAGGUAGAAAAUGUCCCACGCAAUUUGAAGCGCGAGAUUGUCCAUUUUGCGAUGAAUGGGCAGAAGAGUUGCUACAGAAGUCGAAUUCAGGGAGCCAACCAUUUAAAUCAAUUCAAGGGAUACUCGUAAACCAUGAACGGUUCAAAAGACAUGUUGCUUCUCAUCAAGAGCAGCUGGCAAUUUUCGCCGUACCACGAGCUAAUGAAGAUGAAGAUUUACCGAUCUCUGGUUCAAUUACACAUUCAGUUGAAGUGCCAACAUCUAUUGCAACGGAUAUUAAUGCACCGCAAGAUGAAGAUGUCGAAGGAGAAAAUGUCUUCGAACAGAAUACACAUGAUGUGCCAGAUGACAUAUCAAGCAACCACAGCACCACAAGCAAAGAUGAUAUGCCCAAUGCACAACGAACCAAUGCCUUUAUUGGGGUUGAACAUAAUAAUGAGAUCCAAGAAAUUGCUACUGUUGAUAAUUCUCCAAGAGCGUCAAUGAUAAGCCCAAUUUCAACUUCAUCAGCAGAGGAGAAUCUCAAAAUAGUGCCCGUCAAAAGUCGAAGAAAUUCCAGUACAGUUCAUAGUUGGACAUGCUGUAGUUGUGGCAUGGGUGCUUUCAUCUAUGAGAUAACAGUCCAGUGCUUAGAACCAACCUGUCAGCACAGACGUUGUUCCCACUGUUCCGUAAAGUUGGAAUCAGUUGGGCCUAGCCAGAAAGCUCAGUGGAGCACCCCUUUUCUUUGACAGCAACCUAGCUACUUAUAUAGGCCGUUUCAGUAUUUUCCUUUGUACCAAUACAAGGCUCUUUGUAACCUCUAUCAUAUGCUCUGUUUGACCAAUCCGAGCGUUCCAACACGUAAUUAUCAUAUAGCCAAAGUUCGAGAAAAAUUUAC